This is a messenger RNA of Symbiodinium necroappetens, 6237 nucleotides long. Lineage: Eukaryota; Dinophyceae; Suessiales; Symbiodiniaceae. The record is from the annotation of a GenBank genome assembly.
AUGCAACCUCCGGAGCAGCCUGCCAGUUCAGCGCCGGCUUCCAGUGCUGCAGUGAGGCGGCUGCGGAAAGACUUGGAAGCCUUGCAAGCCUCCGGCAACCCUCAGCUUCUGGUGCGUCCCUCGGAGGAGAGUCUGCUGGAAUGGCACUUUGUUCUUCAUUCCCUUCCGGCUGAUACUCCAUACAGCCAGGGCUGCUAUCACGGCAAGAUUCUCUUUCCAAGCACCUACCCGCAUGCUCCACCGGCGAUCAUGAUGAUCACUCCGAGUGGGAGACUCGAGACGGGGAAGCGGCUUUGUCUAAGCAUGACGGACUUCCACCCAGAGAGUUGGAAUCCGGCCUGGUCGGUGGAAACCAUCCUCGUCGGUCUUUUGUCUUUCUUUAUCUCCAGCGAGAGGGGCUACGGCGCGGUACAGGCGCCGGAAGAACAACGCCGCAAGCUUGCCGCCGAGUCCUGGCAAGUGAAUGCCGCCUCCUCCACCUUUGCCGCCCUGUUCCCAGAGUUUCGAGAGAAACCCGCAGUCUCGGUCUCGGUGUCGGUGCUCGAGGACCAAAACGAGGUCGCCGGGGAGGCCCAGGCUGGGCAGGGGUCUUCGGAGCAGAGCCAGCAGAGCUCUCAGGCUGGCCAGGUCAGUUCUCGAGAUUUGGAAGCUGCAGUAGACGAUGAGCCUACGGAAUGUUGGAUUUGUCGUGACACGACAGAUGAGCCUUUGAUUCAGCCAUGCCUUUGCCGUGGUUCUAUGAGCGGUGUUCAUGCCAGCUGCGUCGAAGAGUGGAUCCGACACCAUCGUCGGACUGCCACCAACGAUGCACCUCCAAUGUGCUCUGUCUGUCACCAGCCAUAUCAUGGCUCCGAAAGGAUACCAGGCGUGCGGGACUUUGUCAGACACAAGUGCCGCGAUUUCGGAACGCAGUGCUGCAGAACGCUCUUGCUGGUGCUUCUGCUCAUGACGUACCAGGUGAGUGCUUUGAACAGCAGCAGCUUGCAUUUGUCACUGCCCCUGCGCAUCCUGGGCAUCUCUGCCUUCGCUGUUCUGGCUCUCUACCGGUUGAUGGUGCUCUUGGUUUCGCUGCCUCCGUAUCGUCUGCCGCCGGAGAAUCGGUUCCUGCUGCGAUUUUUCAUCUCCGAGCCGAAGCUGCUCGCCUUGCACAUCGCUGAGGCUGCUGCCACCAUCACAGUGAUGGCCUUCUGGUGCAUCUCCGGGUUCAUGUCUUGGAUAUACUUUGCUCCAUUCGCUGGUGCUACGCUGAUACUCAUGGCGAAGUUGUUCUGCAGGCAGCCUUCUGCCGACUGCGUGGGCCGUUGCGGGCGUAUUCUGCUAUGUAUUUUGGUGUCACCUGUCGUGCUUGUCGGGGCAGUCAUUAUGCUGAUCAGGAAAUACCCGCACAUGGUGUUUCAUCCUCUCGGUCCGGGGCCGCACCUGCUCGUGGCCAUCGCAGUGGUUCCAAUGGCCUUGACUCUUCAGUCCAACCUACCUCUGCUGAUCUUGUGGGGGACCCAUAGCCUUGGGCUGACGCUGGGCCUCCUGGAGCUCUUCGCCAUCAAGCGUUUUCGCUGGAAGCGUGGUGUGGCUUGGGGAUUUGUGGUGCAGGCCACUCUGCUGGCUUGCUACGUGGCAGAUACUGCAAGCAAGAGCCGCCAUAUCCUGCUGCAGAUACAGGUGGUGGUAGGGGCUCCUCUUGCUUGGUCGUUGAACUUGCAGGAGUCGGAGUUCAUUUGGAAAGCUUUCCUUGAGCCGUGUCUCCACUCUGAGCCAUCUUCCGGAGACGUCGAAGGCAUGAUCUCCACCGAGACGAGCAAAUGCGGCCUCACAGGCCAGAUGCCUGCGUCCACCAAGCCACACCUCUUCGUCUUCGGCGGACACAGCGGCAAGGGUAUGCUGAUGGCGACAGAGAUAGCCGUGAGCGACAGGACUUGUGCGAUCACAACUAUAUCGAAGCGUGGCAAACCUGCGGCACCCGGUCCUGCAUCUGCAUUUGCGCAGGCGAUGGCUGCCUCUUCGGUGCAUUACAUGGCUGCCUGUGACGAAAAGGACGUGAAGGCAGUUGAGUGCCUCAUGGACUGGAUGCCACCUUCUCGUCAGCCUUUGCCGGAAGCGCGCUUCGACGUGAACGAGGUAAUGGAAGCUGUCAAGAAGGAGAUCGAGGGCAUGAACGAGCAGCAGCUCACCAGAGCGCUGGAGACUCUCCAAGGGCUGAAGAACGCAUCGCAGAAGAACCAAAGGCAGAUCAAAGCUCGCCUAGAGCACAAAGACAACUGCAGCCCCGAGGAGAAGACGCGCCUGCAGGACAUGCGCUUGGAUUUGCAAGAAAAAGAAGCUGCGUUCCUGGAGCUCAUUGCGGACCUGCAGCAAAAGAAAGGUGAGGAACAGAAGGCAUUGCCAAACAGUUCCGAACAGGAAGUGUGCCACGUUGAGACCCUGCUGAAGCAAAUGGAGAAGGCCUGGGAAGUCGUCUGCAAUGUGGUUUCCAACGCACUUGCCUGUGUACCCGCGUUCGGCGCAGCAGAAGCAGCUCUCAGCGGGAGUUUCAUGUCACCAUGCCUGCUCGAAAUCGAUCUCGUGAAGUAUAAGGUUCGCAACGAUGAUCCCGAGGAUCUUGUGAAUCAACUAUGGCAAGGUCCUGAUACCGCCGCCACUUUGCCUUUGACUUUGGUUCGCAGUUCGAACUCUGGAGCAGGUGAUCGGCUGCUUUUUGAGCCUUGCGGACAUCCGAAUGACCACGGCAGCAUCUGCAAAGCAGAUCCCGAAGCCUGGGCUGUCCUCAGGUUGCCUUCGGUCGGACACCAGGCCAAAGACUGGAGCUGGCCGGCGCGUUCCAUCCUUGCACAACGUAAGCUGGAAACGCUGCAGAUUGGCUCUUGCCCUCGAGAGGGCUCGAAGCUGGACCAGCUUCUCUUGCGCUGCAAGGAUCUGUGGCAUGCUGCCAGCAUUCUCGUAGACGCGGGAUACGGAGUUGGCCCUGCUGACAUGAUGGACGCCCCGGCAGGUUUGGAGGGAGAUGGAGUCUGGGCACUCGUUGACGAAGGAGGGCGGCCUCCUUCACUCCGCGACUUGAAGCUGGAGGGGGCAGAUGUCCGGCUUCAGGUGCAGACGAGUUCCCACAUGGUCUUUGCAGAGGUGUCCUCAAGCCCAGAAGGGGGCAGGGCCGAGGCCAGCAGCGCCGGCAAACGAGCCACCGGGGGGCAUGAGGAGCCGGAGGUCACGAUAAGGCUCCAGGCCCCGCGGCUCGGUGAGGCAUCUGCCCGCCGCUGGGCCAAAGUUGCCACUUCCGGUGUGGUCUCGGCAAAGGAGCCGCUGAAGCGUUCAGCCCUGGCAAAGGUCGCACUGGAGCUCGUGGCCGCGGGUCCAUCAGACCUUCAUGGCUAUUGGAUUUUCACAGCAGGACUAUUUGUCAUGGUCGUGGCUCCGAGGAAGAGCUCGGGAUCCUGUUUCUGCAUGUCGGAUGUAGCUCUCGAGUCACUCUGCGGUAGAACGGCUCCCUUGGAGAGACGGUCUCUUUGCGACGCUGUGGCGGGGAAGGUCGACGAGACGUCGGGUGCUCUCACGGUUCUGUGCAGAUCCUGGGCUCCGGAGGCAGCCGGCUCCUGCUUCUAUGAUCCAGCGACGGGAACUGGCGGACGGAUCGAGGUUUUCGAGGAGGAUCGACUGGUGGUUCAUCGCCGCACAGACGGAAGUGAGCUUCGCUGGAAGAUUCUGAAGAUGGAAGCCAACCCCUUCCCAGCGGCAGGUACGUCGGAUGAGCCGGAGGAAGAUGCUGAUGAUGCGCCGGAAGAUUCCAAAGCUGAACCUUCCAGGAGAAGAGAUGCAAAGACUGCCAGACGCAGUGAUCAGGACACCUCGCAUUCGUUGCCGAGAUCGCGAUCAAGAGAGGAAACGAAAGAGAAGCAAAAAGCACGGGCAAAGAAGGCCAAAAACAUCGACAAGGAGCCAAAGGAGAGUGCAAAGGCGAAGGAGAAAGGACAGCAAAAGGAGAAGCAGGCUGUCCAGGAAAAGGAGGCCGUUACCGAACACCCAAAAGAGCGGGAGAAGCGAGUGAAGGAACGACGGGAGAGGGACUGCGAGCGCGAUCGGGAAAAGGCAAGGGACAGGCAGCAGACCGACCGAGACAGGGAGGAGUGGCGGGCGCGAGAGAGACAGAAAGCUCGGGAGCGCAUGCGGGAGGAGCGAGAAGCCGAAAGGAGCAGAGAAAGGGAUCGGGACAAGGAGAGGAAUCAUCGAGAUCGGCACAAGGAUAAGUCGCGCGAGCCUUCGCGAGACCGCGAGAAGCCGAGGAGACAGCUCGAGAGGAGCCAUGCUUUUGACAAGGCGGCCGCUCCGAAGUCAACGUCUAUCCCUGCUGGGCAAUCUUCUGCCUUGCCCGUGACUGCUACGAGCGCGACAUCGCUUUUGGCUGCUGCUGCUUACCAGGCCCGCAUCGAGCCGAGUCUGCCAAAUCCGGAAGUAGAGCACUUCCUGUCGCUCAACAGCGUGGAGCCGCAUGCCGCCGCCAAGCUCCGAUCCCUUCCGCGUGCUCUGCAGCGGUCGGUUCUGGAGCGUGGUUCGCUGAUGGGAGCGCGUGAUCCGUCGGCAGUGCUGAUCUCUCGUGUUCGUGACAUCAUGAUGUCAACGGCGCACGCGAUGCCAACCCUGCCGAUCGUGUCCGUGACGUUACCGAACGGACAGCAGGUGCACCCUGGCGUUGAGGCACUGAUCCUCCGCUUCGGCCUGGAUGCGCAGUGCGCGCAGCAACUCCGCCAGCUCCCUCUCCAGCUCCAGGCCGUGGCAGCCGAGCUGCCGGUGCACGAGGCGCGGAAUCCCUCCGCCUUCGUCAUGGCCCAGCUGCAGCUCCCACGGUUUAAGCAAGCUGCGGCAGCUGCCAAAGCAAUGCAAGGGCCGGCGACCCAGCUCUCAGCUCACUCUGCACCACAGCUGCGGAGCGUAGGCUUACGAAGCUCUGAGCUGGCCUGGCCGUUGGCCAUGGGGAAAGAUCCUGCGCUGGUCACGAUGGAGAGCCAACCCCUCACAGCCCGCCGGCUGAGCUGGGCUGACCAGAAUGCUUCGGAACUGGCCUCUACUAUACCGCAGGCACCAGAGCCCCCUCCCAUUGGCGACAUUGGUGAGGAAGAUGACGACGACGAGGAAGUCGAUAGGCCUGGUGUCAGGACCCUGGAGAUGGGCAUCCUGUUGCAGGGGUAUGCCUACCGGUCGUGGGUCGAGCUGCCCUCGAAUGGCCAACUCGUAGAGGUGGUGGGGCCUCUCCCGGCAGGGAUCGACAUUUUGGUCAAAGAUGAAGGUAGCCCUGAGCAUCCGGCGGCGCUGUGGAUAGAGGCAGAGCUCAAAGAUCUCGGCGUCUUCUACCACGGCCUUCUUGUCAGAAUCGCCGGCGGCGAGUUUGCGGAGGUGGUGGUCAAUCUCAAGGCCUGCGUCGUGGGUCCCAGGGAAGGGCGACUAUCGAGGAUUCACCACAACGUCGAGCUCAUAAGAGCUCUGGCGCCCGAGGUUAGAGCUGCAUCCGGAGAAGGAAUGUCGAAGCGCGAGGCAUUGCACCAACGCUGUACCCUCUCCUGGCAUGAUUUUCUGUGUCGACUCAGCGAUGGCGAAAUGGAUUCCGUGUUCGUGCUUUGUGGAUCGACGGCUGGUAAUCUGGGAGCAGUCUUGAGAUCCUGCACGUUGCUGGGCAUCUCUGCCCUCUGCAUCGUCGGUGGACCUUCACGUGCCUUGCUGGACAAAGCAUUUCGCUUUUCUAUGGUGGAGCAGAAGAGCCACUGGGAAGUCGCAGUCGUACCAGUUCCAGCCGACGUGAAUCCUUCAUGCGCCAUGACUGCGCUCAAACGCACGGGGACCAAGCUUGUGGGCUUAGUGGCCAAGGAUACGACGGAGAAACCGCUGUUCGAUCUGUGGGACCUGGACCUAACAAAAAACAGGCUGGCAUUCGUGUUCGGGUCGGACGAAGAAGAUGGCGAGGCAUUUGCUGAGGGAGUUGAGAAGAGUCUAGACAUGCUGGCUACUGUACCCAUGCGACGCUUUCCUGUAUCUCGGCACGAGCCUGCCAACCUUGCGAAGCCAAAGAUCGAAGCCUCUCCGGGACCAGCCGACACACUGAAUUUGUCAGUGACAGCAUCCAUUGUGGCAUACGAGCGAAGACGACAGCUCAGCACUUGGCGGUCAAAGCUUCGAGAUGUCCAUGGCCUCUCUGAAGGCAGUGUCUUCAGAAAAGCGGCGCAGUUGAUGGAGGAAGACGACGAAGACGAUGGCUGA